UAUCUAGUAAAUAUAGUCAAAAUGUCUAUUAAGUUCGUUAGGUAUUUAUUACCAAUUACCAUGUUAGUCUGUACAACAUCGUCAUGAGCGAAUUUAGAUACCUAAAAAAAAUUCAUUUCCCUGACAAAAAUGUACACGAGUAGCACAGCGUACCUAUCACAUAACGCUAUGAGAGUAAGCCAAAUUCUAUCUGGAGAAUUUAACCUUAAACGCCUUAAACUUGUUCGAAACAAAGUGAUGUGCUCUCACCGUUAUUAUUUGAUAUAGCAAUGGAAAAAUUUAAUACGUAAUUACGUACUUAUAGUGUUCAAUAAACAACAACUUGGGGGGGGGGGGCAAAUAUAUAGGUGCCAGACAAAUUAGUGUUCUGGGCUUUACAGAUCAUACAAACUAUGUUUGACCACAGUUCCGCAUACAGAAAUUCAGAAAUAUUAGUUUACACUAUACAAUACAAGAACAACAAUAAUAGAGAAGGGAAAAUAAACCUAAAGUAAUUAUGGAACUACUCCUAGAUGAAGAAAAAUGUAUGGAAAUUGAAGAUUAUGUUUUUGAAAAAGUUAAGCAGUUCAUUAACCUAGGGGCUAGGAUUGACUAUUACUAGCACAAAUGACUGGCCUAUAGGCUAUAGCCUAGAAGUUAUGAGUUGUAGUUUCAGGACAUAAAUCUGCAAAUGGCGACCAACGGGAAAUCGAACAAGAAAGAGACUGAUAAAAAGAUUUAGAAAUGCUGUAAGUGACGAAUUGGGAUUGAGAAGAUAGAAUCCUGUUAUAUUCAUGCAGGGUCGGGGCGAUUGGAAAACACAAGACACAGAGACGGAGAAGUGGUGCCGGCCAAAAUUAGUACAUAAUGAAUUGUUCACGGCUAUCAAGCUGCCAGAUCUCAAGUCACAUUUCUCAGACGGGACUGUGUACAUCUAUAUGGAUGCCAGAAACCAAGAGUGGAUCUACUCGUCCGGGAUCACGACCGAGGAAUCGGCUGUCGGACACACAGUGGCGCAGAUGUAUGCGCCCACCCAAGCUUACAACGAGUCGAUAAUGUGGGCCGUGUACAACGAUUCACCGACAAACAGUCCAGUGACGUUCUCGUUGGGCCAUUCCAAAGGAAUGGUAGUGGCCAACAACCGUUCGGGCUUAUGGCUGGUGCACAGCGUGCCCAAAUUUCCGCAGUUACCUUACCAGAACAACAACUCGUACACGUACCCCAAGACUGGAGUGCUAUACGGCCAAAGUUUUCUGUGCAUGUCCAUGACACCUGAGGAACUGGACAAGGUAGGCGAUCAGAUAAUCAACAACGAGGUGCAGGUGUACGGCAGUCACUUUGGAGGCGAUAUGAAAUCGACGUAUCCGGGUCUCUACAACGCCACUCUGCUGCAUGAUAUUCCCGGGGUGAAAAACGAUGGAGUGAGGUUACAGCCUCUUUACUCUAUUGAGGGCUUUGAGUUCUUGUCCAUUUCAAAGAACAGGCACUUUGGAAAAGAUUUGUAUAAAGACUUAAUCAUACAUAUGGCACAGUCAAACAUUUAUACUGAGACUUGGUUGAAUAACAGAGGUUGGUUCAAUUCGUCAUGUUGCGGUCAGUACAAGGCGAUGAACAUUAAAUUGUUGACAAUGAAGGACAUAAAAGGGUUGAAAAACGUAUGGUACAAUUCAUCUUUAGACCAUUCCAAGUGGGCUGUGACUGAGAAUGCCGGCAAUAGUUCUAAACAUUGGACUUGCAUUGGCGAUAUCAAUCGAAGUGAAGAACAGACAAAACGUGGAGGGGGAACAGUAUGCAUAAAAUCAAUACCAGUAUGGAAUCAAUAUCAACAACUAGUGUUAGAUAUUGAAAAGUGUAAACUAUAGUUCUACAAUGUGAUUCUCACCUGAGUACAACUGUUGCUUAAUAUUCCA
Messenger RNA from Myzus persicae (green peach aphid), 1889 nucleotides. Its product is annotated as cell-death-related nuclease 7-like. The record is from RefSeq and is a predicted model, not a curated record. Gene Ontology annotation, molecular function: deoxyribonuclease II activity. NCBI's taxonomy places the organism in Eukaryota, Metazoa, Arthropoda, Insecta, Hemiptera, Aphididae. Gene Ontology annotation, biological process: apoptotic DNA fragmentation. The transcript is spliced from 8 exons. The coding region runs from base 774 to 1841 and encodes 355 amino acids.